Messenger RNA from Lathyrus oleraceus (garden pea), 983 nucleotides. RefSeq names its product N-terminal acetyltransferase B complex catalytic subunit NAA20. Gene Ontology annotation, biological process: N-terminal peptidyl-methionine acetylation. Bases 231 to 755 code for a protein of 174 amino acids. Gene Ontology annotation, molecular function: protein-N-terminal amino-acid acetyltransferase activity. NCBI's taxonomy places the organism in Eukaryota, Viridiplantae, Streptophyta, Magnoliopsida, Fabales, Fabaceae. The record is from RefSeq and is a predicted model, not a curated record. The transcript has 6 exons. Gene Ontology annotation, cellular component: NatB complex.
CUAAUGAAAAGAAAAAUCAAGUUAAUCCACAAAAUAACAUUGGGGAGAUAACACUUGGAUUCAUCUUUGCCGGAGCUUCGUCGCCUUCUUCUUGUGUUUCUCUUUCCCCUCUUUUGGUGACUUCAUCUAUCUCACUUUAAUUUUCUUCUCAAUUUCGAAUUUCAAACCCUAAUUUUAUCUCCACCCACACCAAAUAACUUAAAUUUGUUGGAAUUUGUUGCUCCUUCAAGAUGACGACAAUUCGUAGGUUUUGCUGCAACGACCUUCUUCGUUUUACAAAUGUCAAUCUAGACCAUCUCACUGAAACUUUUAAUAUGUCAUUCUACAUGACGUAUUUAGCGCGAUGGCCAGACUAUUUCCAUGUUGCCGAAGGCCCUGGGAACCGAAUUAUGGGUUACAUUAUGGGUAAAGUAGAGGGGCAAGGAGACUCUUGGCAUGGUCAUGUAACUGCAGUAACAGUUGCUCCAGAGUAUCGCAGGCAACAGUUAGCCAAGAAACUAAUGAAUCUUCUGGAAGACAUCAGUGACAAUAUUGACAAAGCCUACUUUGUUGAUCUAUUUGUGAGAGCAUCAAAUGCACCAGCCAUCAAGAUGUAUGAAAAGCUUGGCUAUGUGAUAUAUCGACGAGUGCUACGUUAUUAUUCUGGGGAAGAAGAUGGGUUGGAUAUGAGAAAAGCAUUAUCUCAUGAUGUCGAAAAGAAGUCCAUCAUCCCUCUUAAACGGCCUGUAACUCCUGAUGAAUUAGAGUAUGACUAAAUUUCGUUUUAUGCAGCUAUGUUGCAUGAGCUUAUUUUGUUCUUUAAACAAAUAUAUCGAUUGCGUAUUGGAGUUUUAUUUAUGUUCGACUAUGUUGAGCUUAUUUAUUCUUAAACGACCUGUUAUUCCUGAUGAAUUAGAGUGUGACUAAAUUUCAUUUUAUGCAACUGCGUUGCAUGAGCUUAUUUUGUGCCUUAAAGCAAAUAUAUUGAUUGUAAUUGGAAGUUA